CCCAGCCUGGACGGGGCGGACCCUUUUCGUUCCUCUCUCCUUCUUCUCCAUUCCUUCCAUCCUCUCGCUUCAUUUCAUUUUUCCUCCUCUCCCUCCAGCCCCCUUUCUUCGGGCUUCCUCCCCGCCUCCCCGGCGUGGAAAUCCGGCUGGGUGCCAGGUGGAGAGAAACAGGCUCCGUCUUUCAUCUUCCCCCCCUUCUUUUUUUCCUUGGGUCUUCGCCACCCCCCUCGACCCUCUUCCCCCAGCAGCGCCCUCCCUCCGGCCAGAGGCAGCCAGCAGGAUGGGCGAGCCCGAGGCGGGACCUGGGGGGCUGCGGGGCUUCUCCCUCGACAAGGAGUUCCUGCGCUCCCCCAAGGGGGUGGUGAUGGAGGCAGAGCUGGGCCUCUGCUUCCUGGUCUUCCUGCUGCUCACAGCUUCUAUUUCCGCCUACAUGGGUGCAGCCCUCCUGGAAAUUCUGGUGACGCUGGCGUUCUUGGGGCUGCGGGCAACGCACUACUACGAGCGGCUGACUCGCGUCAACUGGCCUUGUCUGGAUUUUCUUCGCUGCAUCAGCGCCGCAAUAGUCUUCACGGUAGUGGCCUUUGCCGUCAUCGCUGCCAGCCACGAGGGAUCUGCGGUGUCUGCCUUUGUCUUCAGCCUGAUUCUGAUUGCCGUCUUCUGUUUCGAUGCCUACAAAACAUACAGGGCAGAAAUGGGGGCAGACCAGGACCCAGAUCUGGGCUGAGGAUCCCUGCGAUCAACACACAGCUGAUGCUGCCCUACAUCCCUCGCUCCCCAGCCCCACAGCCUUUUUCUGCAGCUUCCUUGGCCCCUUCUCCCCUUCCUCCUCGGCUCUGAAGACGAUGCUUCUGCCAUCUUCCCACCAGGGGCCAGUGGGCUGCUGCUCACUGCUUCUGUGGGAGCAAAGGCCCACGCCACAACAGACCUCUGCUGAAUCCCACCCCCCAUCAAACUGGAACGUGGACCCUGGGUGGCUGAGCUCCUGGGUGUUUCCCCCCCCUUUCCCUUUUGUAUUUAACUUGACGAGGAGACGAAAUUAAA
Messenger RNA from Zootoca vivipara (common lizard), 1041 nucleotides. RefSeq names its product CKLF like MARVEL transmembrane domain containing 5 (gene CMTM5). The record is from RefSeq and is a predicted model, not a curated record. Gene Ontology annotation, cellular component: membrane. NCBI's taxonomy places the organism in Eukaryota, Metazoa, Chordata, Lepidosauria, Squamata, Lacertidae.